Molecule: messenger RNA, 1624 nt
Organism: Argiope bruennichi
Lineage: Eukaryota; Metazoa; Arthropoda; Arachnida; Araneae; Araneidae
Product: plasminogen-like
Exons: 9
Coding region: 60-1469 (469 amino acids)
Biological process (GO): proteolysis; acrosome reaction
Molecular function (GO): serine-type endopeptidase activity; protein binding
Source: RefSeq, a predicted model, not a curated record
GAAAUGAGAGUAAUAACAUCUGUUUGCAGAGUAUUGUUAUCAAUAAAGAAAAAUUGAUUAUGGAGAAGAUACGUUGUAUCCAGAUUUGUACUUUCUUUCGGCAAAAGAUGGCUCUUAGGGCAGUUUUUGUUGUUUUGUUUCUCUUUCAUCAACAAGCUUCGGCAGCAGUUGAUGAGCCUUUUCAAUGUCACGAUUUAGAAGAAUAUGAUGCAAAAGUACCUGGAGAAAUCACCAGCCCUUUCUAUGGAAAAGGCUCUUAUCCAGAUAAUCUGUGGUGCGAAUAUAAAAUAACAGCCCCAGAAGGUCAUCGCAUCAAAUUAACAUUCAAAGACAUGGACAUCGAUCCCACCGAGAGCUGCGGCACGGACAAGCUGGUCGUGUACGGUAAAGAGAAAGAGAGCGUGCUGGCGAUCUUUUGCGGCCAGAUCAUUCCAAAUCCCAUCAUGUCGCACGAGGACGAGAGUGAGAUUCGACUGUUGUUCCAGACCGAUUUCAUGGUGGGGGGUAGGGGGUUCCGCCUGCAGUACGAAUCGGGGCCUGAUCUAGAUUUAUGCAAGGCGGAUGAAGGAAUUUGCCACAAUCGAAAUUGCUACCAUCAAGACAAAAGAUGCGACAAUGUGGAUGAUUGUGGUGACGGCACUGACGAAGAAGACUGUGGUAAAGCAGCCUCUGCACUCUCCGACGACUGUGGAAAAACUCCUAUAAAACCUCACACAAUUUACGGUGGCCCAGACCGGGUGGUUGGUGGCGAAGUUGCUGUGCCCAACAGCUGGCCGUGGCAAGUCUCCAUCCAACGAGCUCACAUCGAACCGAACGGCCACUUUUGUGGAGGUACCCUCAUCAGCCCACAGUGGGUUGUUAGUGCUGCUCAUUGUUUUGGAAAUUCUCCUUAUCCAUCUUCAAUUAGACUCGUGUUCGGAAGUCACAACAAAUUCAACAAAACCAAGUACCAAGUAACAAGAAUCGCCGAGAGAAUCAUUUCUUACCCUGACUUGGAAGGAGACGAUUUAGGAAAAGGACAAAUACAUCACGAUAUUACAUUGAUAAAACUGAAUGCCCCCGUUACAUACAACGACGGUAUCCAGCCUGCUUGCUUGCCCCACCUGGGAUGGGAUGCGAGGGCUGGAUGGGAGUGUUAUGCUACUGGAUGGGGCGAAACCAGAGGGUCUGGUUUCUCAGAUGAACUCAAACAGACUCGACAGGUGAUCCUUGACAAAGAAAAUUGCACCCACAACGAACAAACACAGAUUUGUGUUGAAAAGACUUACAAUUCUCCGUGCCAUGGUGACAGUGGCGGCCCAUUGGUGUGCAAACUUGCUGGACAGUGGUUCGUAAUGGGUGCUACCAGCUUUGGAACUCACAGCAACUUCAUGAGCGGUUUGUGCGGCGUGCCGAACGCCAAAGUCGUCUAUUCCAAAGUUGCAGACAAAGGAGACUGGAUCAGGAAACUGAUGAAUAUGUAUGGUUAGACAACUAAUUGAAAGAAAAUGAAAUUAUUCAAAGUACAAAUAAUAGUUGCUUAUAUACAGAGAGAAAACUCUCACAUUACAAGAUGAAAAAUUAUUGUGCUGUACCUUUGCAUCUAAAUAAAAACAUCUAAGCUGAGAAAAAAAAACUUUUAAUU